AUGGCGUCACCUAAAUUUCACAUCGUGGUGGACGGGCCAGUUGGCACGUCCUUCCCAUCUUUUCCCAGCUCCGACCUGGAGCAAGGCGACGUGACAAAGAUCAUACUAUCGAUGAUCCGGAACAAAAGUGCAGUGCCAGAUAAGUUUUUCUUCACCAUUGACGGCAAAAGCAAAGUCGACGAUGCCACUACACUGGCAUAUUAUAUGUCACUGCAAGCCGAGGUAGGUUUACACUUGGCACGAGCCAGUCAUUCUUGCUUACAAGAUCAGGGCCAAAAGAUACUUCAAGCCAACAAGGCACAACCAUCCCCGCCUGCUGGGGGCUCUGAGCCUCCAAAGCCCGAUGCUCCAAAACCUGAUGCUCCAAAACCUGAUGCUUCAAAACCUGAUGCUUCAAAACCUGCGGCUGCAGAGCCUGGUAUUCAAACCUUCAGGGUACAAGUGACAAAUAACCUGGCAGCUUUGUCUGGCAAUUAUGCUACUAACGCGGGCUCCAAAGCCUACCUUGAGCCAGGAGAUUUGGACGGGACCCAAUGGGACGCUGUGUUCAGAAACAACCGUGUUCUACAUGGAUACUUUUACCAGUGGUCUGGUGCUAACGACGCGAGGCCUAUACUCGUGAAGGCCAGAAAGCCAGCUUUCAACUUGCGUGGCGCUGGCCCAGUUCCCGCAAUCCCACCUUUUUACAUCGAUGACGACGCAUCAGUUGGCAUUGUUGAGAUCAGAACCCAGUUUCAGCACACGCUUAUAAAAGAAGGGUUUGAUUCUGUUGCCGUUGGCGGAAGCCUUGGAGGUGGUGCCGCUUCUAUUCCAGCCACUGUCACAGCAUCAUUUGAGAAGGAGCACUCCACUGUGAGCUCAACGUCCACUAGUACCAGCGUGGAUUCUUUGGUCGCUACAUACAACUUUCCCCGUGUUGUCGUGGAACUCGACCCGGAAUGUCUAGUACUAACAGAUGAGUGCCGAGCGGAUGCGAUGCACAUUACAGAUGAUGCUUCACAAGCACGAUUUUUCCGCACCUACGGCAAGAUAUUCGUAACCAAAUUUACGCUUGGUGGCUAUUUGCAUAGCACUCGCAAUGUCUCUUCCAAAGAACAGUCAUCGCUGGAGCAGGUCAAAGAUCGAACCCGCAUAGCUGCAGGUUUGAGUAUUCAAACACCAAAAGCCAGCGGUGGAAUCAACGUCGCCAAGGUAGAGUCGACAGUUACCGAGACUGGUGUAGCAUCGCUUCUCCAGGACGCGCAUUUGACUUGGAAUGCUCGUGGAGGAGAUACGUUACUCUGUUCGAAUCCACCUGCCUGGGCCAGUACAGUUAAGGAUUACAAGAUGUGGCGACUCAUGAAUGUAAGUAGAAAGCCCAUUCACUCAAAAUUUCCGGAAUUAACGAUUUCUAUAGCAACACAGGCUUGUAACUCUGGAUGGUCUCAUAAAGGACGUCGAUGUUGUGGCCUGGCGAAAGAUCGAUCAGCCAUCUACCGCGCUACCACCAUCUGGAGACAUCCUGAAGGAUCAUGA
Molecule: messenger RNA, 1515 nt
Organism: Exserohilum turcica Et28A
Lineage: Eukaryota; Fungi; Ascomycota; Dothideomycetes; Pleosporales; Pleosporaceae
Exons: 9
Coding region: 1-1515 (504 amino acids)
Source: RefSeq, a predicted model, not a curated record